AUGCUUACGGAAUCUGGUGCGAGAGAGGACGAUAAAAGAGGAAGACAGAAGAUAACGAUUGACAUUAUUUUAUUCUGUUCAUAUCUAUCGGUAUGUCUGUCUAUCUAUCUGGAUUCAUUCGAUUAUUCAUUCAUUAUCUAUCUAUCUAUCUAUCUCGAUUCAUAUCUAUCUAUCUAUUUAUCUAUCUAUCUAUCACUUUUUAUUUUAUUAAUAUAUAUCUAUCUAUUAAAAAUCGCUGUAUCUAUCGAUCUAUCUAUCUCGAUUCAUUCAUCCAUAUCUAUCUAUAUAUCUCGUUUUAAUUUAUUAAUAUCUAUCUAUCUAUCUAUCUAUCUAUCUAUCUAUCUAUCUAUCUAUCUAAGUGUCUCUUCAUUAUCUAUCUAUCUAUCUAAGUGUCUCUUCAUUAUCUAUCUAUCUAUCUAUCUAUCUAUCUAUCUAUCUAUCUAUCUAUCUAUCUAUCUGUCAUUCAGACAUAUCCAUCUUUUUAUUCUAUUUAUUCAUCUAUCUAUCUAUCUAUCUAUCUAUCUAUCUAUCUAUCUAUCUAUCUCUGUUCAUCUAUCUAUCUAUCUAUCUAUCUAUCUAUCUAUCUGUCAGAAAUCUCUCUCUCUCUCUCUAUCUAUCCAUCUCACUUCAUUCAUAUCUAUAACUCUAUUACUCUAUCUUUUUCAUUCCAUUAAUAUCUAUCUAUCUAUCUAUCUAUCUAUCUAUCUAUCUAUCUAUUGA
This is a messenger RNA of Acanthosepion pharaonis, 720 nucleotides long. The record is from the annotation of a GenBank genome assembly. Lineage: Eukaryota; Metazoa; Mollusca; Cephalopoda; Sepiida; Sepiidae.